CUAUUCCCUAAAAGACAAAAAAAGAGACCGAGAUCCCACAGAAAGAAUCGAUGAUGUAGACCACUAUUAAAGGCUUGGGGUAUGGAGACAGAGGGUGAGAAGGCACCUAGAAGGCGAUAUAGGCUAUUAGACUAGCCGCGAGUAGACUCAGUCAGUAGAGGUUCCAGACCCGACUCUGCUAUUUACCAGCUUGGGUUUCAAUGUCUGAAUGGAUCUUAUAGGAUCUUGGUGAAAAUCAGCCUCAUAAACGAAUGCUUGUAAAACACUAGUACAGUUCUUGACAAAUGCUUAAUACAUCUCUGUUACUUCGGAAGAGGAAAGGUCCCUGGCUGUGGGUUGGGGUAUGGACAAGAUGACCCUGCAGGGACACAGGGCAGAGGUCCAGUGACUCCAGAGACCAUUCCUCCUCUGCUGUUUGCAGCUGAUAAACCUCUUAUCUGGUCCAGGCAGGGGAGUCCAGGGCCAGGACAGGAGGAGAGGGCAGGGCAGCUAUCAGGCACCAGGCCUGGGCCAUAUCUCAGAGAAGGGGAGGACUGUCUGCGUGGUUCUUCCCACAACACACUCCUUGGGGAUCCCCGAGCACUCGCUCUCAUCUUGGGAAGAAAAGGCUGAGAUCCUAACUCUGAGAACAGAGGAGGAAAGCAGGAUGUUGCCUCAGAAAAUGGGGAGAAAAAAUCCAGAAGACGUGACUUCUGCCCCAGCCAGUGAUACAGUUUUGGGGAGAAAGAAAUAGGGUAAAGAGAAAGCAUCUUGUCUGAAAAAAAGGUUGCUGGGGCCAUUUGGGUUUUGGGGGACCCUGGACCAGGCCCUGGCCCAGUAGGAUGCCCCCGUGUCCUCCCCAGCAGAGCAGGAACAGGGUGACACAGCUGCCCACUCCGGAGCUGGGUGAGAUGGAACUGACUUGGCAAGAGAUCAUGUCCAUCACUGAGCUGCAGGGCCUAAAUGCUCCAAGUGAGCCGUCGUUUGAGCCUCCAGCCCCAGCCCCAUACCCUGGGCCCCCACCACUCCCAACUUACUGUCCUUGCUCAAUCCACCCAGAUGCUGGCUUCCCCCUUCCUCCACCACCUUAUGAGCUCCCAGUAUCCUCAACUCAUGUCCCAGACCCCCCAUAUUCUUAUGGCAACAUGGCCAUCCCAGUCUCCAAGCCACUGACUCUCUCAGGCCUGCUCAGUGAACCCCUCCCAGACCCCUUAGCCCUCCUGGAUAUUGGGCUGCCAGCGGAGCCACCCAAGCCUCAAGAAGACCCAGAAUCCGACUCAGGAUUAUCCCUUAACUAUAGUGAUGCUGAAUCUCUUGAGCUGGAGGGGACAGAGGCUGGUCGGCGGCGUAGCGAGUACGUAGAGAUGUAUCCAGUGGAGUACCCCUACUCACUUAUGCCCAACGCCUUGGCCCACCCCAGUUAUGCCUUGCCACCUGCUGAGACCCCCUUAGCCUUAGAGCCGUCUUCAGGCCCUGUGCGAGCCAAGCCCACCGCACGGGGGGAGGCAGGGAGUCGGGAUGAGCGUCGGGCCCUGGCCAUGAAGAUCCCCUUCCCUACGGACAAGAUUGUCAACCUGCCGGUAGAUGACUUUAAUGAGCUGUUGGCACGGUACCCGCUGACAGAAAGCCAGCUGGCACUAGUCCGGGACAUUCGACGGCGGGGCAAGAAUAAGGUGGCUGCCCAGAACUGUCGCAAGAGAAAGCUGGAAACCAUCGUGCAGCUGGAGCGGGAGCUGGAGCGGCUGGGCAGUGAGCGGGAGCGGCUGCUCAGGGCCCGUGGGGAGGCCGACAGGACCCUGGAGGUGAUGCGCCAACAGCUGGCCGAGCUGUACCGGGACAUUUUCCAGCACCUUCGGGACGAAGCCGGCAAUAACUACUCCCCUGAAGAGUAUGCGUUGCAACAGGCUGCUGAUGGGGCCGUAUUCCUCGUGCCCCGGGGAAGCAAGAUGGAAGCCUCAGACUGAGCUGGCCCAGCGGGGCAGACCGCUGACGGAGAUGCCCUUCAUUCCCUUCUGAUAAAGGAACUCCCCGACCCCGAGGCCCAGAAGAGGACCGCAGUGAAAAGUCUGACAUGUUAGGUCCAAGGUGUGUGUUCCAUGAGGCUUGCUGUGAGACAAGUGUGUGAGGGGAAGGCUGGAAUCUUUCUGUGACUCAGCUCCCCAGGUCUCCAACCUCCACCUCUUGUUUGAGCUCUGGUUUAUAAAGCACUCUACAGAAA
This is a messenger RNA of Myotis davidii, 2197 nucleotides long. RefSeq names its product nuclear factor, erythroid 2 (gene NFE2). The coding region runs from base 822 to 1943 and encodes 373 amino acids. The transcript has 3 exons. Gene Ontology annotation, cellular component: nucleus. Lineage: Eukaryota; Metazoa; Chordata; Mammalia; Chiroptera; Vespertilionidae. Gene Ontology annotation, biological process: regulation of transcription by RNA polymerase II. Gene Ontology annotation, molecular function: RNA polymerase II cis-regulatory region sequence-specific DNA binding; DNA-binding transcription factor activity, RNA polymerase II-specific. The record is from RefSeq and is a predicted model, not a curated record.